Messenger RNA from Sceloporus undulatus (fence lizard), 932 nucleotides. RefSeq names its product ribosomal protein L8 (gene RPL8). The transcript has 6 exons. The coding region runs from base 97 to 870 and encodes 257 amino acids. Gene Ontology annotation, cellular component: cytosolic large ribosomal subunit; ribosome. The record is from RefSeq and is a predicted model, not a curated record. Gene Ontology annotation, molecular function: RNA binding; structural constituent of ribosome. Gene Ontology annotation, biological process: cytoplasmic translation. NCBI's taxonomy places the organism in Eukaryota, Metazoa, Chordata, Lepidosauria, Squamata, Phrynosomatidae.
UUGCGGCGGGCGACUUCCUCGUGGCCGGAAAAAGCCGGUUCCUCCGCGAACUUCCGGUCCCGCCUCCUUUCCGAACCAGGGCCUGCCGAGCGCAGAAUGGGCCGCGUAAUCAGAGGCCAGAGAAAAGGCGCGGGGUCCGUGUUCAGGGCCCACGUGAAACACAGGAAGGGCGCAGCGAAGCUCAGGGCUGUUGACUUUGCUGAAAGACAUGGCUACAUCAAGGGUAUUGUGAAGGACAUAAUUCAUGACCCUGGACGGGGAGCUCCGCUUGCCAAGGUUGUUUUCCGUGAUCCAUACAGAUUUAAGAAACGAACAGAAUUGUUCAUUGCCGCUGAAGGCAUUCACACGGGACAGUUUGUUUAUUGUGGCAAGAAAGCUCAACUGAACAUUGGCAAUGUGCUGCCUGUUGGUACUAUGCCAGAAGGCACCAUCGUCUGCUGUCUUGAAGAGAAGCCGGGCGAUCGUGGGAAGCUGGCUCGCGCCUCUGGAAACUAUGCCACAGUUAUCUCCCACAAUCCUGAAACCAAGAAAACGAGGGUGAAACUGCCUUCUGGUUCCAAGAAGGUGAUCUCCUCUGCAAACAGAGCAGUUGUUGGUAUUGUUGCUGGUGGUGGUCGUAUUGACAAACCAAUCUUGAAAGCUGGACGGGCUUACCACAAAUACAAGGCAAAGAGAAACUGCUGGCCACGUGUCCGUGGUGUAGCUAUGAACCCUGUUGAACAUCCUUUUGGUGGUGGCAACCACCAGCAUAUUGGUAAGCCAUCAACCAUUAGGAGAGAUGCUCCAGCUGGUCGCAAGGUUGGUCUCAUUGCAGCCCGGCGUACUGGCAGACUGCGUGGAACAAAGACUGUGCAGGAGAAGGAGAAUUAAAUCUUCAGUUCAUUAUAUUCAUAACAAAAUAAAUGCCAUUAUUUGUGUACAUCUAGUAAAAA